This is a messenger RNA of Drosophila gunungcola (fruit fly), 1796 nucleotides long. Its product is annotated as vanin-like protein 3. The coding region runs from base 10 to 1593 and encodes 527 amino acids. Gene Ontology annotation, molecular function: hydrolase activity, acting on carbon-nitrogen (but not peptide) bonds, in linear amides. The record is from RefSeq and is a predicted model, not a curated record. Lineage: Eukaryota; Metazoa; Arthropoda; Insecta; Diptera; Drosophilidae. The transcript has 2 exons.
CGUUGAACAAUGCACACAAUGUUUGGAUUUCUCGGUCGAUUUGUGUGGCUCCUCAGUGCUUUAAUAAAUGUUGCUGUGGCUAGCAAUGAUGGGCCACCGUUUUAUACAGCUGGUGUGGCGGAAUUUCGACCGGCGAUAAUGGGCGGUACUUCGCAACAGCUGUUGGAAUCGAAUCUGGCCGGUUAUCUGGAGCUCAUGCACUCCGGCAAUGGCACUACGGAUAUCAUUGUUUUCCCGGAGGCCACUCUAAAUACAGUACUCACUCUGACAGCGGUGCCGGAGUCCACGGAACAAAGUUUAUGUGAAGAGCAGCCAGGUGAUGAUCCCGAAAUAGCUCCUUUUCUAAGGCGACUGGCCUGUGCCGCCAGGGAAUAUAACACCUAUCUCGUUAUAAACGUAAAGGAGCGGUCACCAGAGAAUUGUCCUAUGGGAACCACCUGUUCCAAUAGGGGAUAUAGCAUCUUCAAUACCAAUGUGGUGUUCGAUCGACUGGGCGCUGUGGUAUCUCGCUACAGAAAGUGGAAUCUGUACCUGGAACCGUCCACCAAUCGAACUGAUUCGCCCGAAUUGGCCACCUUUAGCACCGACUUCAAUGUCACCUUCGGUCAUUUUAUCUGCUUCGACAUGCUCUUCUAUACGCCCGCUCAGGAUUUGGUGGAGCGUUUGGGCAUUCGCCAUUUGAUAGUCACCAAAAUGUUCAACUCCGAGCUGCCUUUUCUCACAGCAUCCCAAUUUCAGCAGGGUUGGGCUUGGGCCAAUCGUGUGAAUCUGCUGGCCUCCGGAGCAAGUGUUCCGCAAUCGGGAGUAAGUGGCAGUGGCAUUUAUGCGGGUCAACAAGGAGCUUUGACCCGUCUAAUGAUCACGGAUGAGAUAGAGGGUCAAAGGAAGUUGCUCUUGGCUAAAGUUCCUCUAAAUCCGGAGGAUCAGAUACUCACCGAUGAGAUUUUGGAACCGGAAAAGACGUCACUGAUUAAGCUAAAACUCCUGCAGCAACCGGAAUUGGAUAAAUUCGCCACCUGGGAACUGCCCAUGAUCCAGGAAAGUUCGGUGAACAAAAGGAUCUGCCAGAAGGAUUUGUGCUGUGAGUUUCAGAUCAGUUGGACGCUAGUGGGAUCGCUGUCAGGAUAUAGCUACAGAUUGGGUGUUUGGGUGGGCGAAAGGCGCUACGAGGAGGAGCAGUACAGUGCCAUCCGGCUGUGUGGCUUGUUCGCCUGCAGCGGUGCCAAUGUGGAAAGUUGUGGGCUAAUCGGCGAGGAGCAAGUACAGCCAGUCAAGUUCACCAAACUACAGAUCCUUGGAGAGUUUGUGCGAAAACCACGGCGUCUCAUUAUGCCCAGCACCCUCGGCACAUCCAAUCUCUACGCCCUGCAGCCCUCGCAAUUAGUUUGGUCAACGGAGGAAACGGAUAAUCUAACCAGGAUUAAGAUGGAACUGCGACAGCCGCACAGCCAGCUAAUGACCUUCGCCAUAUAUGGCAACUAUUUUGAUGAAUAUGCGGCUGGUGGAGCCGGCACAGUGGAGGCCAUCACACUGGGAGCGCUGCUGUUUCGGCUUAUCACGCCGCUAGCGAUGAUGCAUAUCAUCUGGGAGUAGGUCAGUCCAUUAUCACUCGCUUAUCUAUGGAUAUCAAACCCGCUUAAGGUGAAAUAUGUUCAGGAUACUAAGGCUAGUGGAUAUUAUUUAUACAUUUAUUAUGUUUCAAAAAGCUUCACAACAUUAAAUUUAAUUUUUAUGAAAUACUCUAUGAACUAACCUUAUAGUUUAUAUUGAUUAUAUAAAUAAAUAACUAAACCAUA